AUAAAAUGUUUGGUGUAGAGAACCCAACUCGCAGUAGGGCUUGUGGAUAACCGUGGAAAUGGAGAAAGCCUCGUGCGGAAUAAGGUUGUGUCUUACACUGUUAAAUUUAGCUGUUUUGAACCGCUGUGUUCUGUCAAGUCAUAUUGAUUUUCAGGUAAAAUGUGAUACAGAUCUGUUGAGACAAUUCAGGAUAGAAUGUAUAACCGAGAAUGGAGAAGUGUCACAUGGUCGGAUGGUUUCACACGGUACCAAGUGUUUAGUUGGAUGUUCUCACACUGGUGUCUCGUCACGAGGUUAUCGAGUCUGUAGAAACGGUAACUGGGAAGGCAACGUCAUCAACUGUAAAGAAAAUACACCGACUGUCCGAUUUGAAUCUAAUCGGAAUAAACGUAGUAUAAGAAGAUGUACCAGAAAAUGUAGCGGUUGGUGGUGGGGGAAAAGUUGUUAUAAUCACUGUUUUUAUUUACCAACAAUACAAUGUCCUACCGUACCUGUAAUACAAUAUGCAGCUCGAGGUAACACAUAUGCAAAUGUCUACUGGAACUCUCCAACACCAAGUGGUGGAGUGGGUUAUCUAUGGUUUAGCCAAAUACGGGGAUUACCCAGUGGCUCUAAGUUUUAUGGAACUCAGUAUCAUACUAUUUUAUAUCAGGUGGUUGAUGCACAAGGAAAUAGAGCCUUCUGCUCAUUUUACUUUCAAGUAAAGGUGAGAACGUGCAAUACUCCUACCAGCCCAUACAAUGGUGCUCAUUCUUGUUCAAGAUAUCCGGUUAUUUAUGGUGACACCUGUUCCUUCACCUGUAAUAUUGGCUAUAAUGUAGUUGGUCAGAAAAUACUCACUUGUGGGGCGAAUGAAAGCUUUAAUUUUCCCUUACCAAGAUGUGAAGCUGUAAAAUGUACUACGCCGCCACUACGCAUCACUGAUGGAAAUAUUACCUGUCCGAGUAACCCAAUUUACCAAUCUUUGUGUUCCAUCCAAUGUAACAAUGGGUUUGCUCAAAGUCCAAGGGGUAGCUUCUCAUGUAACCAAUAUGGAAGAUGGGUUGGAACAUUCCGCUGUACAGAUGUUACACCACCUGUAUUUGACAAUUGUCCUCAGAAUAUUAUUGUAGAAGCUGAUCGCAAUAGAACCGAUACACAGGUUAACUGGAUGGUCAAAGCUAGUGAUAACUCUAAUGACGUUAUUCUGGAACAAACCGAGGGACCUGAUAAUUCAAGCAGAUUUACAGUUGGAACGCACAAUAUAUCUUAUACUGCCACAGAUCAAUCCGGACAUUCUGUUACGUGUACGUUCACAGUAACUGUGAAAGGCUUCGCUUGUAGACCACCCACAUUUGUUGAAGAUGACAUGGAUCUUGUCAGUACUUGUGAAAGUCUGGUUGUGGGUGGAUCAUGUUUUAUGAGAUGUAAACAUAAUAAGAAGUUAGAGGGUGAUUCGAUGAUAACAUGUGAAAAAGACGACAAUAUGCAGACAUACUGGAAAUAUUUAAACUUGCCUACUUGUGUAGGUGAAAAAUGUCCAAAUUUAACAGCUCCUAGAUAUGGCGCUUUAUCAUGUAGCAAAUGGAACGAUGGUGCCUUCUGUAGUGUACAGUGUAGUUCCAGAUAUCAGAUAGGACAGGGCGUUCAAAAUUUAUACAUCUGUGCAUCUACUGGAAUAUGGGGUCCUUCCGAUAGUGUACCCGAUUGUGUUAGAAGGAGGCGUGGAUCUGGGAGUUCUGCAACGAAUGAGUUAUAUCUAAAUUAUGAUGGAAGUUGUGAAGACGCCAAAGAACAAAUCAAACAAAACUUCAUUAAUAAAUUGAUGGAAAAAUUUGAAUUCCUGUGCAGGCUAGAAGAAGGUUGCGCUGUAGAAAAUGUCCAGGUCAUAUGUGGAGGUACCCGAAGAAGGAAGAGGUCAUCGCAUUCAAUCAGCAAAAGGAGUGCCAAUGAAAUUGUAUUAGUAUGGGAUGUCAUCGUGAAGUUUAAUGAAAAUAAAACCUACGAAGAAGGAAUUGCAGAAGCAGAAAAUGCUCUUAAAACAGUUGUAGCCGUCAUAGAGAUUGAUAUAAAAAAUGGCACAUAUGAUGAUCUAGCCCCAGGGGUUCGAACUGACAAGGAGUCUCUUUAUACGUUCCCCACUGAUUUAGUUUGUGAUUAUGGGUUAAAACCAAAUUAUCAGACAAAUACUUGUGCCAGCUGCCCUACUGGAACGAUAUAUGAUAAAACUAAUGAUAAUUGUCAACCGUGUCCACUUGGUACUUAUCAAGAUGAAGAGGCCUCUUUUAUCUGUAAACGGUGUCCAGAUGGAACAACUACUCAAGAUGUGGCAUCUACGCACCAAGAUAACUGUACACAAAUAUGUGCAGCUGGUUACUUUUCUCAGACAGGCAUUAGACCAUGCUCGCCAUGCCCACUUGGAACCUUCCAAAAUCAGACUCAUUCAACGAGCUGUUUAAGGUGUCCGAAUGGCAAGACUUCAUUACAGGAAGCAUCAACAGAUGUCGACAGUUGCAAAGAAUUUGAUUUUGAAUUUGAGGAUAUUGGUUAUAUUGAAAGUGGACUCACGCCCAGAACUAACAGUUCGUAUGACGAAAGUUACUUUUCCGAAUUCACAUUUGUUGCUCUGUUACAAAUCAAAGAACAAGGCAUGGAUAUAAGCAUACAACACAACGGAGUUUCGUAUUUCUCAAUUCACAUUGGACAGCAAAUCACUGUUACCAUUUCUGGUGUAUCUAAAUCAGUUCCAAGCAUCCUGGACGCUUGGUUUCAUAUUGUCGUAACAGUCAGUUCUACCAGUACUGGUGUUAAACUGUUUUCACUCGGCCAGCUUAAAACAACGACACACAUUGUUAGUGGUACAUCUAUACCUGGAAAUGGGACGUUUUUACAUAUUCAAUCAAGGCAUGGUGACCGUGUAACUAUGCGAUAUCUGAGAGUCAUGUCUGGACUUUUGACAGCUGGUCAGAUAUCAUCUUUAACAAACACAUGUGGUUUAACAGACGACGAAAUUUUAUUUUCGUUGGACGUAUUUGACAGCCUUUUGAUAAGAAACGUAUCUGCUGUUUCACCAAGUACCUGUGACGUAAUCAAUGACUGUCUAUCACUACCCUGUGGUUUACAUUUGUAA
Patella vulgata (common limpet) is the source of this 3109-nucleotide messenger RNA. RefSeq names its product sushi, von Willebrand factor type A, EGF and pentraxin domain-containing protein 1. The record is from RefSeq and is a predicted model, not a curated record. Bases 59 to 3109 code for a protein of 1016 amino acids. The transcript has 18 exons. Lineage: Eukaryota; Metazoa; Mollusca; Gastropoda; Patellidae.